This is a messenger RNA of Solanum lycopersicum (tomato), 1214 nucleotides long. Lineage: Eukaryota; Viridiplantae; Streptophyta; Magnoliopsida; Solanales; Solanaceae. The record is from RefSeq and is a predicted model, not a curated record.
UUUUUAGGUGCAGAAACACUUGAUUCAAGCUAUUCAUGGAUUCAGUAGUUUGGCUAGAUGAGUUUCAACCUUGUUCCAAUUUUCCAGAUGCAGGAAAUAUAUGGGGCAUCUGGUUAUUUCAUGGAGGCUGAAAGUACCAAACAGAAGAAACAACUGGGGACUAAAAGACUGACAGAAGUCUCUGUGAGUGAUAAGCUGGAGGAGUCCCGUGCAUCAAAGGAGCAUUUUAGAGGAUUAAGUUUCCCAACUACCUCUUCUGUUGGCUCAAAUGCAGCCAUUAUCCACUAUAAACCUGAGGCAGAAACAUGUGCUGAACUCGAUCCAGAUUGUAUUUACCUAUUCGAUUCUGGAGCACAGGUAUGUGAGAACGUUCUUAAAGGACGUAUAUCUUUGGGAAUUGCCAGGUCUCCUAACGGAACCAAUGUUUUUGCUCGAAUUCCUUUGUGGAAAGAUGGUCUUGACUAUAUGCAUGGUACUGGACACGGGAUCGGGUCUUACUUAAAUGUUCAUGAAGGACCUCAUAAUAUUAGUUUCAGGCCAUCUGCACGGGAUGUGACGCUACAAGUUUCAAUGGCUGUAACAGAUGAACCUGGUUAUUAUGAAGACGGGAACUUUGGUAUAAGAAUAGAGAAUGUUCUUAUUGUCAAGGAGGGCAAUACGAAGUUCAACUUUGGCAAUAAGGGCUACUUAUCAUUUGAGCAUAUAACUUGGGCACCAUACCAGAGGAAACUAAUUGACGUGAACCUUCUGAUUCCUGAAGAGAUUGAAUGGUUAAAUGAAUACCAUGCAAAAUGUAGGGAAAUUCUUACUCCUUACCUGAAUACAUCUGAGAUGGAAUGGCUGAAGAAGGCUACCGAACCCAUUGCAGCUUGACAUGCCUCAUUUGUUAGGGGAUUGGAGUUGAGGUUAAUCAAAGGCUACUGAUCCUUUUCCAGCUUAAGCCCUUCAUCAUAUGUAGUUAAAUCAUGAAGAUGCGACAAGUCUAUGGUGCGUUUCGACAGAGUUAAUACCGUAACUCAUUUUUGCGGGCUCGCUUGUUUUAUUUAUUCAUCUCCUUCCCCUCACUAUACAGCUCCCAUUAUCUUUGAACUCUUUCAUUAAUUGGUAACAAUUACAACACUCUGAAAUAAAAUCUCCAAACAACGGUACAUAAUGUUUCUAAAGGUAAACAUACAGCUGGAAUCUAAUUUAAAGUCCUUAGCUUUUAACAGAAA